AUGACCAAAGAUGCCCAAGAAAAAGUGCAAACCUCCAAAAAAGGAGAUGUGAGAAGGUCCUGGAAAAAAGUUACGGCUGCUCUGGCAGCCGGGGGAAUUGCUGGAGCUGUGGCCAAAACCACGAUCGCUCCAUUGGAUCGGACAAAGAUCUUCUUCCAAGGUGAGAUGUUUUUUUUAUUUUUCUUCGGAUUUUAGGUGUCGCGAAAUGAACAAAGCAUCUGUUUACUGAAGAAAAGGGAAUGAAAAAUGUGUAGGCGAUGACGGGAAAGUACAGAUUAUGUUGUUUUUGGACCAGCUACCUGGAGUUUACAGCGAAAUUUUAGCAAGAAUAUUAUUUUAGGUAACAAAUUAUGGGUUUUAAAUUGUGGGUGUCAAAUAUUACAGGGUGUACCAAAUUCGGUGCCCGAUUUGAAUUGGCUAUAACUUCUUUAAUUUUGGGCCAAAUUUUAAAAUUCUUUUUUCCCUGAAUCCUCAGACAACCCCAUUUUGUCUGAUACCAAAUAUGUUAUACAUAGGUAAGUGUCAUCUACAGUUAUUGCAUUUAUUCUUGAAGUUCAUUUUUUUGGUCGUUUUUCGGUUGUUUUUUCGGCCUUUCCCGGUGUGUCCGAAAAUGGAGUACGGUGCGGAAGAAAAAUACGGUGGAAUUUCCCCUCCUGAAAAUCGACGAUGAGAAUAAGCACAAAAAGUGAAGAUCAACCUCCAGAGUUCGUCGAAUGGUCCUUGGUGAAGGCAUUCCCUCGGUUCUGGCCAAACUUCGUGUACUCAUAUGCGGAUUUUCUCGGAAUUUUGACAAAACUUCUUCCAUUUUCAGCUAGGUUCGUACCCAUCUUUCCUGCUUUUUUUGUUUCCUGUUAACGCUGCCAGUCUCAAGGAACCUAUUCCACCAACGCCGAAAUGUCUUGCGAUCUGGGUUGGGCCUUACGUCCGUAUUUCAUCCUGUAUUCCCUUUGAACAUUUAUCGGCGAACCGUAUUUGCCAUACCAAACCACAGACCAAGCUUUUUCUUCCACACCGUACUCCAUUUUCGGACACACCGGGAAAGGCCGAAAAAACAACCGAAAAACGACCAAAAAAAAAUGAACUUCAAGAAUAAAUCUAAUAACUGUAGAUGACACUUACCUAUGUAUAACAUAUUUGGUAUCAGACAAAAUGGGGUUGUCUGAGGAUUCAGGGAAAAAAAGAAUUUUAAAAUUUGGCCCAAAAUUAAAGAAGUUAUAGCCAAUUCAAAUCGGGCACCGAAUUUGGUACACCCUGUAGAAGGAAAUUAAUGAAAUUUAGUUAGAAGUUUGACAAAAAACGUUAGUUAAUUUCUAUGAUGAAUCUCUGGUUGUAAUUUUUUGCUAUAAAGUUUAACAAAUUUUGUUGUACAUAUUGACUUGGAUUUCUGUUUAUUUUAGGUAAAAAAUUAAGUUUUGACAGUUGUAUAAGCUAAUGAUCGUUUCUGAACAAAGUCUUAAUAUAGAAAUAAAAGUCUCAAUACCAUUAUUAAAUUAUCUUUAGUGACCUCCGAACGCCGAUAUCAUCUGAAAUCCGCAAUGAAAUUUGUGAAGGUCAGCUAUCAAACUGAGGGCUUUUGGUCCCUCUUUCGUGGAAAUUCUGCCACAAUGGCCCGUGUUAUACCAUUCGCAUCCAUCCAAUUCGCUUCCUACGAACAGUAUCGACUUAUGCUUCACGUGGAUGAAGGAGGGUAAGGAGAAUAUUAUUUUACUGAUUUUUUUGGUUCAUGUUAUUGUAGGUGGUCCGAUAUAUGAGUUGAAAGGUGGCUUGGGAAUUUUGGCAAUAAUAGCACUUGUUUUGCCGAUUUUUUAUAUUAUACUUGACCAUAUUUUAGAUCCCACACUCCAUUCCGACGAUAUCUCGCAGGAUCCUUGGCUGGAAUCACCGCUACAACUCUAACAUAUCCUCUGGACACUGCCAAAGCCCGUCUUUCAGUCUCAACCAAGGAGGAAUACCCCAAUCUGAGAGCAGUGUUCAAGUAUGAAUAUCAAAAAAGUGGUCUCAAAAACCUUUAUCGAGGUCUCUGGCCCACCUUGGUGGGUGUGAUACCGUAUGCCGGCUCUGGAUUUUAUGUGAAUAGCAGUUUGAAGUUGUGGUACAAAGGUGAGGGAUUGAAAUCGAAGUUUUUCAUCUAGUGUAAUAUAAUUUUUGAAAAUGUUUAGUUUUUAAUAUUUUAAAUGAUUCUUACAGAGAAGUUCAAAAAAAAUCCCCCACUUGGUCUGGAGCUGAUAUUUGGUGCCACUGCUGGCAUCACCGGCCAAGUUUCUUCGUAUCCAUUGGAUAUAAUCAGACGGAGAAUGCAAACGGGAAAGAUCCCGGAGGGCCAAGGAGUCGUCAAGUCGUUGAUUAUUAUCGCGAGGACUGAAGGAAUCGCUGGUGGACUUUAUAAGGGACUCAGCAUGAACUGGAUUAAAGGCCCCAUCGCCGCCGGCCUCGCCUUCACUGUCAACGAUCGACUAAAACCCAUCUUUUUGAAGUGGGCCGAGUAAAAAUAGGUUCAUCCAACAGUAGGGUAGAUUAUAUUUUGCAUAUUACGGUGCUUACUAACGCAGCUCAACCUCCGUUAUAACAAAAUUUUAUUUUUAUGUCUGGUCCAAUAUCAAUUCUAUUUUAAAACCGAUGUUUUCCGACUUCCUGGUGUUGAUCCUCUCUUGUACAAACUUUUCCAAGUUAUCUCGGGUCAUUUGAAAUGCCAUAUUUUUUUUAAAUCGCCUUAUAUUACACAUACCGUGUGUCAAAAAAAGAUUGUGCCUAUCGGUUGAGAAACGCCUCAGAAUAAACUUUUAUUGCGUUUACAAAUCGUUUCAAGUGGUGUAUUUUAUGAUUAUAUGGUUGUUUUUACCAUGAUAUUUCGUAUUUUUUGAUCCUUGAAAAUUUCUGAUUUUUUUUAUUUUUUAGAAUUUUUUAGAAGUUGUAGAUGAUUUCAGGGUAACAUCAUUCAAGAUUGAACGAACGACGGGUAUUUCGUAGCACCUCCUAGGUCACCUCCACUCCAAAUAACCUCAUCUCCGACUUACAUUACACGUCCACUUAUGUAAAUCGCGUUUCUUUCCAAAAUUUCCUUUCCAUUUCUCCAUUUCCGGCGGCACCGUGCUGAUCGGUCUUUCUCCUUUUUCCAGCCAACAUACGAACACAUAGUAAGUUGAGUGUUUUUUAUUAGUGUUAUGAUUUUAGGUAAACCGAGGUAUGAGAAGUGAGAGAUGGGUCAAAUAACGCCUCCAAGUCCAGACCUUCUGGCCCUUUUCCUUCAUAUCGCACAGUGCAAUGGUGCUCGGGAGAAUGUCGAGCCGAAAGCGAAGGAUCUCCCCAAAUGGCGACGGAUCCUUCCUUCGCUGGCCUCAGGCGCCUUGGCUGGGGCUUGUGCGAAAACGGUGAUCGCUCCGUUGGACCGAUGCAAAAUCAACUUCCAGGGUAUGGUUAAUGAGUGAUUUUGAGCUUUUUGAAAUUCGAAAAUUCCGUCAUGAUGACUGAUUUUUUAGAAAUUUUGAUUUUUCAGCUAGUAUAAUGUCGCUAUGACUAAAAAAGGCUAAUAAUGUCCCGAAAUUUGAUGUUUUUUAAUUGCAGUAUCAACGACCCGGCGAUAUUCGUUCCGAGAAGCCAUCAAAUUUGUGAUACGCACCUACCAAAAGGACGGAUUUUUCGCUUUGUAUCGCGGGAAUUCGGCCACAAUGGCUCGAGUGGUCCCAUACGCGGCCAUCCAAUUCGCAGCGCAUGAAGAGUACAAAAGACUCCUACGAGUGGACCGAGACGGCAAACCCACCCAUGGGCGAAGAUAUGUGUCCGGAUCUUUGGCCGCCAUCACCUCCACCACCAUCACCUACCCUUUGGACACGGCCAAGGCUUGUUUAUCAGUCUCAGACAAGACGAUUUAUCCAAACCUGAGAUCAGUAUUUAAAAUUGAGUAUCAGAGGCAUGGAUUCUGGAUAUUUUACAGAGGAUUGGGCCCAACUUUGCUCGGUGUGGUCCCGUAUGCUGGAAGCAGUUUUUUCACCUACGAAACGCUGAAAUUACUAUAUAAAGGUGAGUGAAUUUUUGUGGAAAGAGUUUUUAUUGAACCUUGAAAGAAGUUUUAAGAGGAAGAGGAAGAUUCGUAGGCUGUUUUAUGGUUUUUUUUGCAAAAUUUUAUAUUUUUUUACCUUCAGAGGAGUUCAAAACGAAACCCGGCCCAAUAAUCAGCAUGUUGAUGGGCUCCUUCGCCGGCCUGGUCGGCCAGUCCUCUUCCUACCCGCUGGACAUUGUCCGACGACGAAUGCAGACCGGCCGAGUCCCCGCGAAUCAAGGAGUCAUCAAGACUUUGAUGGAUAUAGCCAGGACGGAAGGAAUUGUCCGCGGCUGGUACAAGGGCCUCAGCAUGAACUGGGUCAAGGGGCCAAUAGCUGUGGGGAUAACGUUCACCACCUACGAUCAUGUCGUCAUCUUCUUCCGUCGGUUGAUUCAGGGAUAA
Molecule: messenger RNA, 4441 nt
Organism: Bursaphelenchus xylophilus (pine wood nematode)
Lineage: Eukaryota; Metazoa; Nematoda; Chromadorea; Rhabditida; Aphelenchoididae
Source: the annotation of a GenBank genome assembly